AACAGGAAACCUAGAGGGAAGUACUGCCAUUCUUUCUUUUCUCAGUGUGCUCAGGCAAAUCCUGGGUGUUGGUUGCUGUUGAAAGUGUUAUGAAGGAUUUUUAAGUAUUUUUUGAAAUCUCUGCCCCUGUGUGACCAUAUAGGGGCUUUUUUAUCAAAUCAAACUUCAGACGUUUUUCUUUUUUUCAUUUCUUUUUUUUCAUGCUGCUUUUUAUGUUAGCAUUUUGUCAAGACUGCUUACUUUUCUUUUCUCUGAUUCUCCGCUAGAACAUUUUUUCAUAGGUAUUUUUCUCCACCUUAAAGUCAGGUUGUGUGCUGCUUUCACAUGUACCGUGGCAUGUCAGAGCAAAACAUCCUUUGAGCUUCUCAGGAGUGAUGACUGCAGUAAUGUGAACAUACCUUUUUGGGAAUCUACAUACCUGUUUUGGGAAUUGUAUUGUUUAAUUUUUUAUCCGAGUAAGUGACAAACUUGGAACCAUGAGUUUCAAUAACAUUCCUACAAAAUCAGAGGUCAUGACUUGGGAUCCACCACACUUAGCUGACUUUCUGAAAAGGCGAGAACUGACGGGUUGUGACAAAGUAAUCAUGAAAUGCAAUAUGAAUGGACAGAGAUUUCUGAACAUGUCAGAUAAUGAUCUUCAAAAAUUUCCCAAACUUCACGCUCCGCUUAUCACCAAGAUCUGUCGGGAAAUCAACAACAAGAAAGAAGAGAAGAGAAGUCUUUUUCCUAGAAGAACCCCUGCACCUGCAUUCCAAGAGACAGUUGUUCAGGAUGACCAAGGGUGGGAUUCAGAAGAGUUUGAAAGUGACUAUGAGACCCCAGAUUCGAAUGAUGAAGGUGAGGGCAGUGGUGGAGAUUAUGAGUCGCCAGCAGAAGGAGGAGGGGAGAGCGAUAAUGAUUAUGAGCCGCCCCCAAGUGAGCCCCCUGAUGACCUACAGCAUCACCAGAUCCGUGCUGCCAAGCCUAUGAGCAACAGCGAGUAUAUUGACCGAGCUCAUGCUUCAGUCAAAAGCCAGCCUCCAGUGCCUCCUGCACGUCCUGGGCCUGGUCCUCCACUCCCAACCCCUGGACCUGGACGGCCAAGUACUGCUGGACCAUACCAGAGGUCAGAGCAAUCCCCUCACAGACCUCAGAAACCACCUCCUCCUGACCGCAGUAAAAAACCAAGUACUCUGGAAAGAGGGUCUAACGCUCCACCAGCCCAAGGAGGACAUCUCUCAAAUGAAAGGAAUGCCCCACUCCCAAGGAGUGCUACUGCUCCUCAGAGGCAAUUUGCAGAACCUCCAAGAAUGCCCAAGCCUCCACUACCUACAGGGGGAGUCCGGAGGACUGCCUCCUCAGUCUCUAAUUACAGGCAAACACCUGAACCCAGAAACGAGUUCCUCGAUGACAGUGGCAGACAUGGCUCCAACACCUUCCCUCUGCCCAGAAAUCCUUCACCAAGACCACCACCACAAAGACAUGGUGGUCAACCCGAGAGUGGGCACCAGACCGGAUCCCUGCCAUCAAGGCUUCAGGAAGCAAUGAACAGCCACAGGAGUAGUUCAAGAGGCCCACCGCAGCAACCAAUGAGGCCCCCUGACCUAGAAACCGGGGAAGAGCAGGACAUGGACCCUGCUUGGUAUGUGGGCCAGGUCACACGCAGUCAGGCAGAGGGCAGUCUGAGGCGGGUAAACAGGGAUGGAUCAUUCUUAGUACGGGACAGCUCGAAGGGCUCGGUCACCCAGCCCUACACGCUCAUGGUCCUUUACCAGAACAAAGUCUUCAACAUCCAAAUUCGCAAAGAGCCACAUGGCUUCCUGCUUGGUACAGGCCUUAAAUCUAGUGAGAUCUUUCCAAGUGUCAGUGACAUCAUCAGCCAACACAUGCAGAUGCCGCUGCUGUUGAUUGAUGCUAAGAACCGUGGAUCAGGUCAACAGAACCAGUGUUCUCUGACUCACCCUGCUGGAUUUUGACCCUUUUCUCCACACCAGUAACCAGACCACAGCACUAGAGGACGAAACAGAAGAGCAGGAUCUUCCACCUGACCUGUUUAAUAAAAGAAGAAAAGCCUCCUUUUACUUCCAAUUAGUAACUAAUGCAUUCCCAGAGGGAAUUUUGUAUGUGUUUUUUAUGUCAUAUAUUUUAUGGAUUUAGUCACAGCAACAUGCUGAGAUUAUGGACUAUUUGUGUGUCGUUACUUUUGAGAAAUUAGUCUGCGCUGCUCUUUUUUUAUAGCUUUGUGGACAAAGGAAAGCAAAGAGGAGCUGGAGACCACUGCUGACAUCAUAACUAGGGCAAAUAACCAAGUACAUGAGAUGAUGAUAUUUUUUGAGUUACAUCCAUGAUGAAAAAAAGCUUUUGUAAAUUCAUUGUGUCAGGUUUUGCAUUAACCCAUUAAUGUCAAUAAUUCAUGUCCAUAUCUGAAAUAUUAUACUUCCUUAGACAUCCAUAUUUCUCCGAGCUUGGCCGAGCACAAAUCUACAGAAUUUUGAAAGUCAAGCAAAAAGGAAAGUAAAGUUUUUAUCACUUAA
Messenger RNA from Colossoma macropomum (tambaqui), 2513 nucleotides. RefSeq names its product lymphocyte cytosolic protein 2a (gene lcp2a). The record is from RefSeq and is a predicted model, not a curated record. The coding region runs from base 477 to 1955 and encodes 492 amino acids. Gene Ontology annotation, biological process: intracellular signal transduction; cell surface receptor protein tyrosine kinase signaling pathway. The transcript has 21 exons. NCBI's taxonomy places the organism in Eukaryota, Metazoa, Chordata, Actinopteri, Characiformes, Serrasalmidae.